AUGAAAUUAAAGAUAAUUUUGGAUUUAUUGAAAAAUCAGCAGGACGGGAUGCAAGAAGGGAAGCUUGAUGUGAGGGAGAUGAGUGGAGUGCUGGGGUUGCUGAAGCUGAUGAGGGAUGGCGAGGAUACACAGCAAAUGGGGGAGGUAAGGACAAGAAAGACGAUGUUCCAGAUGACCGCGUUGAAGGAGGUGUUUAAGAUCACGGCACAUCCAUCGAAAAUGACGAAGAUAGAUCUUGCGCUGAUGAUCAAGCUCCCGCUUAAGGCAGUGCAGAUAUGGUUUCAGAAUGAAAGGAGCAGGAAAGAGAAUCUGGAAAGGAGCAAGAUGCAGGCAGUAUCAAGAGGAAAGUCCGAAAGCAUAGACCCAAUGAGGCUUUUUGAUGUGAUAAUGAUGGCAGUGCGUAAGAACAAGGAGACCCUGGAGAGCAUUCAAAGAGGAUGCUGA
Molecule: messenger RNA, 444 nt
Organism: Ordospora pajunii
Lineage: Eukaryota; Fungi; Microsporidia; Ordosporidae
Exons: 1
Coding region: 1-444 (147 amino acids)
Molecular function (GO): DNA binding
Source: RefSeq, a predicted model, not a curated record